Enterobius vermicularis (human pinworm) is the source of this 1110-nucleotide messenger RNA. The record is from the annotation of a GenBank genome assembly. NCBI's taxonomy places the organism in Eukaryota, Metazoa, Nematoda, Chromadorea, Rhabditida, Oxyuridae.
AUGUCACUUGUUUUUUUAGUGCCACAGUGGAUAGUUGUACUGUUCGGCUUAAUAUGCAUUAUAAUACUUCUUGGCUGUGCGUGGUUGUGCAUUCGGAAACUGUUUGGCAAAAAAAGGCACGGGGACAAAAACAAAAAAGGAAUAAAAGGAUUUCUAGGUGGUAAGGGAGGAGACAUUAUCACAUUCGAUCGGUCUAAACUGCAAGCAGACUUGGAAGAACUCGAAGAAAAUAUGGAACAGAACGAGAAAGAACAGGCUGAAGAAAAAGAAGAAGUAAAGCUUGGAAGGCUUCAAUACAAGCUUGAUUAUGAUUUCCAGCAAGGCCAGCUCUCAGUGUCAGUAAUUCAAGCUGAAGAUCUUCCUGGUAUGGAUAUGAGCGGAACUUCUGACCCAUAUGUUAAACUUUAUUUAUUGCCGGAAAAGAAGAAAAAAGUGGAGACGAAAGUGCACAGAAAAACUCUGAAUCCAGUCUUUAAUGAAACUUUCAUUUUCAAAGUGCCAUUUAAUGAAAUUACUAACAAGACGCUUGUAUUUGCUGUGUACGACUUCGACCGAUUUUCAAAACACGACCAAAUUGGCCAGGUGUUAAUUCCAUUGGGUAAAAUCGAUUUAGGGCAGGUUAUCGAAGAGUGGAAGGAUAUUGCUCCACCUCCGGAUGACAAAGAAGCAGAGAAGAGUCUUGGGGACAUUUGCUUUUCACUUCGUUAUGUUCCAACCGCCGGAAAAUUAACAGUUGUGAUACUUGAGGCUAAAAACCUCAAAAAAAUGGACGUUGGUGGACUUUCAGAUCCUUAUGUCAAAAUCGUGCUGCUUCAAGGUGGAAAACGAUUAAAGAAAAAGAAAACGAGUAUCAAGAAGUGCACCCUGAACCCGUACUACAACGAGUCGUUUUCUUUCGAGGUCCCAUUCGAGCAAAUUCAGAAAGUUUCCUUGAUGAUCACUGUCAUGGAUUACGAUAAGUUAGGUUCCAACGAUGCAAUUGGCCGCGUGAUGCUAGGCUGUUCAGCAACUGGUGCAGAACUUCGACAUUGGAUGGACAUGCUGGCAAGCCCACGGCGUCCAAUCGCACAGUGGCAUACACUGGGGCCUGUCGAGGAAGAAAAAUCUUGA